AUGGUGGUAUGGCGUGGCCUAGCCUUAGCCAGUGUGCACCUAUCGAUCGGUCGAGGUCAGGAUGCUCCAGAAUUUGUACCCGAGCGAUGUGGAACACUGACUUUCGACCAGAACCGAUUGCCCCAGGGCGAAUGGCGAGAACUGAUCUACGAACCAUUCAACCACUGGAGCAGGUACGGCGGCAACGUCCACCGCACCACGCGAGAUAUGGCCCUCUUGCUACGCAACGCCCUAAUGCGUGGUCGGGGCCACAUCGAAGGUGACAGCGGCUGCUCUUGCAUUUUUCUGCUGGCGGUGCUCAUUAGAGCAAGUGCCGACAUCAGCUAUGUUGGCAAUAGCUUUGGGUCGUUCUACGAUAUUGAGCAUGCGGCAGCAGCUGACCUCAUGGCAUACUUCUCCCACAUGAUUGCGAGGACUGCGGCUGCCCCGGUGGUGUCAGCUUGGCCGCUGCGCGCCGCUUGGCGCCGCACGCUCCAAACGUUCCGUGCCUUUGGCGCAGCACGGCAUGGUGACCGUGGCCGCUGCGGCUGCCAGGAGCCAGACAGUUUCCUUACGCCCGCGUUGCACCUUCUACGAAAUAUGCAGCCAUCAAACUGGGCAGUGGCUGACUGGACCAGUUUCUUAGACUUUGAGGACCCCAGGUUGCGGCAAUUGAUGGAGAAGAGUUGCACCUACGAGACUAGCUGUUCCGACGUGCAAGUCAUCGCCCAUUUGCUGUGUGCUGAGCACUUCUUGCUCGCGGGAAAUGCUGCCAGGUCCCUACAUAAACGUGGCAGGGCUGCGGAGGUCGCGAUGUUCGCACCCUUUUGCCACGAUGCUCUUCGGGCGAUUGGAUCUAUCGAAGAUGUUGUGUACAAUGCAGCUUUGGGAAUCACUGAGGCCAAUGCAAAGUUGACUUCUGCUUUUCUUCACCGGGCGUUGGUUUGGAGGCCAAUGCCCGCACGCUUUAUGGUGCAACCCCGUGUGGCGACGCACCACUUUGAAGCUCCAAUGAACGACGGCAGCGAAGGCCGUCAGCGCUUUGCCCUGUUCGCGACGCUGGUGCAGACUGAGGACCACUACAAGGAGCAGAAUUUUGUUCUGGAUGCGAUGCGGUUGAAAUGUUCUGCAGAUCGCUGGGGAGUGGAAUUGCCAUUCCACAUCAUUUACGGCGGUGGACUGAUGGAGUCUGAGUUGACCCUGCUGAUGAGAUUCGGAUUCAUCAUCGAGGAUUACUCCAAAGAGGUGGAUUUCAUCAAGAGCAAAUGCUGCGGGCUGUGUCCACAGGAGCGGCGAGAUGGCUGGGCCACAGCCUUCAAGCUGUUUGCUUGGAGGGCGGUCGCCUAUGACUUGGUGCUGCACGUCGAUAUGGACGCCUGCUUUGCUGGCCGAUCGCCGGCCAAUGCUUUGAAGGAUGUACAGAAGCUGAAUGUCACUUUCCUGAGCGACGAGUCUCCUUCAGGUUUCGGCUGGCAUUCACAUAUUUUUGUGCUGAAGCCAGCGAUGAGCAAAUUCAAGGAGAUCAUGGACUUCGAGUUGGGUAGCCCGUGCCUCAUUGGUUUCAUUUUGACGCUUCGGUAUGCUAGCGCUCAGUGCUUCGAGGAGAUAUGCACUGAGGAUUACAAUAGCUUGCUGCAACGGAAAAAACAGCGACGGAGCUCCAUGAGUUUAGAUGAUGCCAUCCAAAAAGCGCGCGAACUCGCCAGUAAGAUGAGUUUCGACGAGAAGUCACAGAUCGUGAAAGGAACGGCCUACGAUACCAACGUGUGGAAUCCUCCUCCGGGAUUUUUUGUGGGCAACACGGCGGCCGUGAAGCACUUGGGCAUUCCAUCCCUAAACCUGCAGUACAACGGUCAAGGCUACCGGACUACGGACGUCAGGAUCAUUGGCAAGGUCACUGCCUACCCUUCAACACUGGCCGUGGCUGCAACUUGGGACCGAGAGCUGGGCUUCACAUGGGGCGAGGCUUUGGGCAAAGAGUUCUUUGCCAAGGGCGGCAAUGUGCUUUUGGGCCCUGGUCUGAACGUGCAUCGCGUUGCUCGAAACGGGCGAAAUGUUGAGUACUUGUCCGGCGAAGCUGGUUUCCUGGGUGCGGAGCUCGUGCACGGCUAUAUCAAAGGAGUGCACUCCCAAAAUGUGGUUACUGUCAUGAAGCACUUCAUAGGGAACAACCAAGAGACUUUGCGCAGCUUCGUGGACUCCAUCAUUUCUCAACGGGCGCUGUGGGAAGUGUACUAUCAACCCUUCCAAGCAGCUUUGGAAGCAGGUUGCCUUUCAACAAUGUGCGCCUAUAACUUGGUCAACGGAAUUCACGCCUGCCAAAAUGGUGACAUUAUGCAGACGGACUUGAAGGACACCAUCGGCUACAAAGGCUUUAUCAUGAGCGACUGGUGGGCACUUCAUGCAUUUUCAGCUCUCAAAGGCUUAGACCAGGAGAUGCCGGGCAACAAGAUUGAUGGCAAUCCCAUGAAUCAGGUGUACGACACCACGAAGGACCUAUCGACCUUACCUGAGGACUUCCUGGAAUCAAUGGUGGCGCGCAUCCUGCUGCCGGUAGUGAAGUAUGGCUUGAUAGAGAACCCUGUGUGCAAUCCAGUCAAUGGAGGCUGUGACCACCAGAUCUACGAAGUUAAUGCACGGUCGCCAGAACAUCAACAGCUGGCACGGCGAAUGGUGGCCGAGUCUGUGAUUCUUCUCGAGAACGAGGACGAGACCUUACCCUUGGGCAAGGAUCUCACCAUCGCAGUACUGGGUUCGGCGUGCCAGUCGAAACAGGACAUCACCCAAAUGCUGGACAAGUGGGAUCUGGGCAACUACUACACCGUUGGCGGUUCUGGCAGAGUGAUUCCCAAAGAUCCUGUGUCCAUCUUGGAAGGCAUCCAGGAUGCCUGCAAGUUCGCAAACUGCAAGGUGCAUUCGGAUCUGUCCGAUGAUGCGGAGGUUGCCUCGAAGGUGGCCCAGGAGGCCAAAGCCGACGUCACGGUCAUCUGCGGAGCAACGACCUCGACGGAGGGGAUGGACCGUGCAAGUCUCAGCAUUGAUCAGGAAAGCUUCGCCUCUCAGUUGCAGAAGUUGCAGCUGGGGUGGUCGCGUUUUGUGGUCAUUUCAUGUCAUUUCCAGAGUUGCAUCGAUUUCACAGUCGUCAGAUGUCGUCAGGUUGUGGAGGUGGCGAAAAAGUUGGACGCUUUGGACGCCAUGCCGACAGUGGUCGUCACUCUGAUUCCGGGUUCCAUCGUGAUGCCUUGGACUUCAUAUGUGGACGCCGAGCUUGCAGUCUUCCUGGCGGGUGAGGCCACAGGCCUUGGCAUCGCAGAUGUGCUCUUUGGAUAUGUGAAUCCUGGUGCAAAGUCUCCAGUGACCUUUCCUUUGCACGAGUCUGAUACCAUCCCUCCUUGCGAGCCACCAAAGGGGAAACCAAUGGUGGAGCCUACGGACUCAUUUCCUUGCGACUACACGGAGGGCGUGAUGGCAGGGUUCACAUUUUAUGAGGACAUUGAGGUUCAAUAUCCCUUUGGCCACGGCUUGUCCUACACAACCUUUGGCGUUGAACUUGAGCCGAUCAGCGGAACAGACUGCGAUGCCAGAGCCUGCAUCACUGUUCAAGUGACAAACACCGGUCCAGUGCCUGGAAGUGAAGUGGUGCAGCUCUAUCUUGUGUUCCCGCCGGGUCUUGGAGAACCCAAGCGCGGAGUCCUCCGCGGUUUCCAGAAGGUCUCCUUGUUGCCGGAUUUCUCGAAGAAGGUUGUGAUGAAGCUCUUAGAAAAGGAUGUGAGCAUUUAUGAUGAGACCCAGAAGAAGUGGACCGUACCCAAGGGGAGAUUCACUGUAAUGAUCGGCUCAUCGAUUCUCGCUGCCAAGGGACAUGGUGAGUUGUGA
Cladocopium goreaui is the source of this 3855-nucleotide messenger RNA. Lineage: Eukaryota; Dinophyceae; Suessiales; Symbiodiniaceae. The record is from the annotation of a GenBank genome assembly.